This is a messenger RNA of Schizosaccharomyces octosporus yFS286, 1936 nucleotides long. RefSeq names its product ATP-dependent RNA helicase Dbp5. Gene Ontology annotation, biological process: poly(A)+ mRNA export from nucleus. The coding region runs from base 278 to 1801 and encodes 507 amino acids. The transcript has a single exon. NCBI's taxonomy places the organism in Eukaryota, Fungi, Ascomycota, Schizosaccharomycetes, Schizosaccharomycetales, Schizosaccharomycetaceae. The record is from RefSeq and is a predicted model, not a curated record. Gene Ontology annotation, cellular component: nucleus; cytoplasmic stress granule. Gene Ontology annotation, molecular function: ATP binding; RNA binding; RNA helicase activity.
AAAUAAUCGAAAAAGAACGUAAGGGGAUAAUCGAAGAUCGUGAAUACUGAAAAAUAUAAUUAAAAAUAAAAGUAAACCUGAAUUAAAUACUAGUAUACGAAGGGUAUGUGUGUAGAUUGAAAUAAUUGGAAUGUGUACGACGUAUAACUCAACUUGACUACAGCCAACUACAACAAACAAGAAAUACAAGGGUUGAAUUGGUUGGUAGAUACAAAUUUAUUGUUUUCUUUUUAUUUUAUUUUUUGUUUUACAUAAAAAACUAAACGCAGUAACCACGAUGUCGUCGACAGUGGGACAAGAAAAAAAGACUGAUUGGGCAAGCAUCGAUUCCGAUGAAGAAGUCGAACGUAUUAGCGAAAAUAUCAAUAAACUCCAAACUUCAGAAAAUGCGCCAAAAGAAGAGGCCACUGGCGAUUUGAGCAGUCGUCUUGGUCCCAAGGUAGGCGAGGAGCCCGAAGGACAAGCCAAGCCCGAAACUAAGGACGAAAAGGAGAAUGCUACUAAAAAUGAAGAAGAAAACGAAAAAGUUAAGGCAGAGGAAGAAUCGAAUUUGAUCCAAAACAAGAAUGAAGUACGCGUUAAGCUUGCUGAUUUGCAAGCUGACCCAAAUUCUCCUCUUUAUUCUGUCAAGAGUUUUGAAGAGUUGAAUUUGAAGCCAGAAUUAUUAAAAGGUGUCUAUUCUAUGAAAUUUCAGAAACCAUCGAAAAUCCAAGAAAAAGCACUGCCCCUCCUGCUUGCCGAUCCUCCUCGUAACAUGAUCGGUCAAUCCCAAUCCGGUACUGGUAAGACUGCUGCAUUUGCUUUAACAAUGCUUUCACGUGUCGAUACCACAGUCGCCAAACCUCAGGCCAUCUGUUUGGCUCCUUCUCGAGAGCUUGCUCGUCAAAUCAUGGAUGUCGUAGAAGAAAUGGGGAAGUAUACUGGAGUUCAAACUGCCUUUGCUAUUAAAGAUGCUGUUCCCAAAGGUCAGGUUCUAAACGCUCAAAUUGUUAUUGGUACCCCUGGUACAGUCAUGGAUCUUGCUAAGAGAAGACAAUUGGAUCUUAAACACAUUCGCGCUUUCGUAUUGGAUGAAGCCGAUAACAUGUUAGAUCAACAAGGUCUGGCUGACCAGUCAAUGCGUGUUAAGCGUUUAUUACCCAAAAAUACUCAGGUAGUCUUAUUUAGUGCUACCUUUUCGGAGCAGGUUGGAGAAUUUGCCAAACACUUUGCUCCGAACGCAGACGAAAUUCGUCUUAAAACUGAAGAACUUAGUGUCGAUGGAAUUCGGCAGUUGUAUAUGGAUUGCCAGAGUGAACAGCACAAGUAUGAGGUGCUCGUAGAGUUAUAUGGUCUUUUGACCAUUGGUCAGUCUAUUAUCUUUUGUCGAAAGAAAGAUACUGCUGAGGAGAUUGCUCGUCGUAUGGUCCAAGAUGGACAUACCGUUUCUUGCUUAACUGGUAACUUGGAUGGUACUCAACGUGAUCAUAUUAUGGAUUCCUUCCGCGCUGGUACUUCUAAGGUGUUGAUUACUACGAACGUUAUUGCCCGUGGUAUUGACGUUCUUCAAGUCAACAUGGUUGUCAACUACGAUAUGCCUUUAGAUUCUGCAGGCAAGCCAGAUCCCCAGACUUACCUUCACCGUAUCGGUCGUACUGGUCGAUUUGGCCGCGUGGGUGUCAGUAUCAAUUUCGUUCAUGAUGAAAAGAGCUGGCGAGAAAUGAAGACAAUUGAGGACUACUUUGGUCGGGCCAUAACACGUGUUCCUACGGAUGAUUAUGAAGAACUUGAAAAAGUCGUCAAGAAUGCGCUUAAAAUGUAGAUGAGAGGUAGUAUAGAUAAAAUGGUUUCUAGGUCUUCAGAUAUUUAAAUAUAUUAAUUAGCGUGGACAAAUAUUUCGUUGACAGUUUCACAAUAAUAUCUACGUAAAUCGAAUACCUGAAAAUGUACUUGAAGA